AAUCUAAAAAAUGGACAGCAAACUUAAUCUCUUGCCAGGAUCUAAGGAAUUUGAUACAUGCAUUUGUUAUGACAUGAAAAAAUGGUAGAAAACAUUCUAUUGGUUUUUGUAUUGAUGACUUUCAUUCCAUUUUGGUCAGAAGCUAAAGUUGAAUGGGAGGUAGAGAAAACAAUAUCAGAAUAUGGUCAAGAUUUGGAACUGUUUUGUACGGCUGAUGAUUAUGAAUUGUCAUCACAAAAGAGUAAAAGAUGGUAUAAGGGAUCUAAACAGAAGUUGCUUACAUUCAAUGAUGGAUCAGAAAAUAUUACAAAGUACAAGGCUUCCAUUGAAAGUAAUGGAUUCAGGUUGCUCAUCAAAAACUUGACAAAAAAUGAUGUGAAUAUAACAUAUAUGUGUAGUUAUUCUUUUAGCAAAUCUGAAAAUUUGCUACUGCUGGUUAAAGAUGUUUUUAAAAAUGAUUUACCUGAACAUAAAGGGGAGCUUCAAGAAAGGGAUGGUAAAAUUGCUGUAAUACUUGGCAUAGUUAUAUUUAUUGUUAUCAUGGUUAUAUUGAUAAUUGUAUUUGUAAUAUUGUACAAAAGAGGUCGACUUGGGAUGGUAACUAAAAUUUGUUUCAAUAGAGACCCUCAGAAUGCCCCAGAUCCAUAUGGUGAGGUACAAUAUGAUGCUGUACCACCUAAUGAGACAAAUGGUAAUGACAAUCAACCAACAAAUAUAGAUCCAUCUAAUGGGGUACGAUAUCAUCAUGUAAAAAAUGAUGUACAACCUAAUGAAUCAAACGUUACUGACAAUCUGGAGACAAAUAUAGCUUAUAGAUUUUGUCAUCACCCCUCAAAUGAAGUACCAUCUGUAGAUAUAGAAGCAACUGGUACAUCACAAACAUCUGAUAAGUCUUUUCAGCCAGUAAUUGCCACAAGCUUUUCAAGGAUUGGUGCUUGUAAAACACCACAACCACAACAAUCUGAUGAUGCGUAUAAUGAAACAUCUCAUGCAGCUGAUACAGAGAGAUCUAUUGUUACCUCCCCACAGGAGGAGGUUGUUAUUUCAAAUAAUGACUCUCAAAUUUCAAAUAAUGACUCUCAUAUUUCAAAUCCAACAUUUCCAAAUCAGGAGGAAGAAAUUAUUAUCAGUUCAGCAAAAUUCCCAGCAUAUUCUAAGAAAAGAGUUAGAGAACAAAGUUUUACUGAAUGGUCCCUAAGGGAACCAUCCAAACAAAAGAUGGCCAGUGCUGGAUUCUUCUAUAAAGGAUGCAAUACCUAUGCACAAUGCUUCUGUUGUGGAUUCAAUAAGAAGUGGAGAGAAAAUGAUGAUCCUUUAAAUGGCAGUUCACAUAAUGAUAAUUGUUUAUAUGCUCAAAAAGUAAAUGUCAGUUCUGCCAAGGAUAGUAACUCAAGAAGUCCUGCUAAUGAAGAAACAAAUCCCAAGUCAAUGGAAUAAUCUCAAGUUUUAAGAUGAGUUCAGAGAGAUUAUUGGUAUGGCUACAUGAAACCCAAUUGACUACAUCAUUAUAUCUUACUACUGUGGAUUCAUCAUUAUUCAUUGGAUACCAAUUUCGUUGACAUGGUGUGUACAGGUGAAAGUUAAAUGUUCAAUGAAGAAUGAAUUUUUCUACAGACUUGUUUGCAGACUUUGACAAAACCAUGAAAUUAAACUUAACUUUUGUCCAUUUAAUAUAGGAGAAAAUUGGUACAUGUACCAACAAAAAUAAAUGAAUCCACAGUAUUGAUUUAUGAUAUUCACCUCACAUUGUUUUUAUCAAAAUUUGUUAACCUGCGUUAUAUAAGAUCUUACUUUUGACAUGAUAGCAGAAUUGUUAAUGAGAUUAUAGUCACCAUUACUUAAUUUGGAUUAUAACUUGUUAUUUUUAAGAUAAUUUGAUAAUGACAUAUAUAAAAAAAAUGUUUAUCAAUUAUGAGUAGAGUCAUGACAGUUGAAAAUAGUCAUAAAACAAUUGAUUACAAGAAAUGCUUGCCAGGGCUUCCAUGUUAUUUUUUUAAGGUCAUAUGUGUUAUGCAAUUUUAAAUUUGUUACUGGGUAAAAGUUGUCCAAGGCCAAAUAUUAUGCAUGAAAGGGUAAAAUGAUUUGAUAUGAAAUAUACAAGUUAUUUAGUCAAUUUCUGCAAUAGGUUCAAAAAAGCAUUUUAAAACAUAAUACUCAAAGAUAGCUAUUUUAGAUUAGCAAAACAAUUAACUUAGGUUCAAUACCUAUGCAUUUUAGUUGAAAGUUUAACA
This is a messenger RNA of Mytilus trossulus (common blue mussel), 2231 nucleotides long. RefSeq lists its product as uncharacterized. Gene Ontology annotation, cellular component: IPAF inflammasome complex. Lineage: Eukaryota; Metazoa; Mollusca; Bivalvia; Mytilida; Mytilidae. The record is from RefSeq and is a predicted model, not a curated record. Gene Ontology annotation, molecular function: ATP binding; cysteine-type endopeptidase inhibitor activity involved in apoptotic process. The coding region runs from base 82 to 1437 and encodes 451 amino acids. The transcript is spliced from 10 exons. Gene Ontology annotation, biological process: pyroptotic inflammatory response; inflammatory response; detection of bacterium.